Molecule: messenger RNA, 2321 nt
Organism: Schizosaccharomyces japonicus yFS275
Lineage: Eukaryota; Fungi; Ascomycota; Schizosaccharomycetes; Schizosaccharomycetales; Schizosaccharomycetaceae
Product: BRCT domain-containing protein Rad4
Exons: 3
Coding region: 215-2107 (630 amino acids)
Biological process (GO): chromatin organization; mitotic G2 DNA damage checkpoint signaling; mitotic DNA replication checkpoint signaling
Cellular component (GO): chromatin; nucleus; cytosol
Molecular function (GO): signaling adaptor activity
Source: RefSeq, a predicted model, not a curated record
CUUGGUAGAAUUAAAAUGAUCAAUGGCCUUUGUCUUUAAACCACCAAACGAGGGAUCUUGGGAAAUUCCUGCAAGACCUGUAUUGUCGGGAAUUUUUGCGUUUAGUUAUUUGACUGGACCUUGAAUUGGAAAACUUACGUGCCAUAAUUCUUUUUACUUUCAUGUUAUUCACUUAACAUACUUAUUAAAUUGUCUAAAUUGGGUACUUACGCAUAUGAACUCAAGUAAACCCUUAAAAGACUGUAUUAUAUGUUGUACGAGUAUCAGCAUUGAGAAAAGAACAGAAAUAUUCAGUAAGGCUGCAAAACUUGGGGCAAUAUGCAAAUCAGACUUGACAAGAGACGUCACUCAUCUAAUUGCUGGUGAUUUUGACACUCCAAAAUACAAGUUUGCCGCACGAGUACGGUCUGACCUUGCGUUUCUUAAGGAUUCAUGGAUUCCGGAUCUUUACAAUAGUUGGUUAACAGGCGAGGAAAUUGAUCCAACACAUUGGCAAUUAGAAUACACACUUCCUGCUCUGUUCUCUACGCGCGUUUGUAUUACCAACAUUGACCAACCAGAACGAAGCCGAAUUGAGCAAGCUGUAGUACGCAAUGGAGGAUUUUUUUCGCCUGAUCUUACCCGUGACAUUACACAUCUCAUCGCUGGUAACAUGACGGGAAGAAAGUAUGAAUUCGCGUUGAAAUGGAACAUCAAAGUUGUUCGACAGGAAUGGCUUUGGGACAGCAUACGACGUGGGGCUGUACUUGAUGCAGACUUCUAUUCAAUGGAUGUUCCUGAUGACCAGGUAGGCGUUGGCGCCUAUCCGACUGCUAUUCAUGCAACGCAUGUUGCGCAAAAGCGUACCAUAGGAAAUACAACAAGGGAGGCAGAGGCUGAAGAAGACAUCGUUUUAACAAAGAAACGUCGAAAAGGUAUUAAAGAUGGACUCUGGGACCACUUAAGUCGUACAACAUCUUUUCGUACGGAAGAGGAUGAAUCGAAUGAGAAUGAUCUGUUCGUCGAGAAUGAACCAGAAAUGGUUGAUCAGGAGGUGGAUCUUCAAUUCGAAAAAAAUGUACCUAAAAAACUAUUUCACGGUUUAUUCUUUUACGCACAUGGCUUUGACGAAGGAAAACGUUCUCGUCUCUAUCGGUGUUUACUCAUGAAUGAUGGUACUAUAAUGGACACUCCAGAACGUUUAAGUACAUAUGUAAUUGUACCACAUGACAUGUACAUUGAUGAUGUCCCAACGCUUCCAAAUAAGAUUGUUAACGAGUGGUGGAUCGAGAAAUGUCUUUUUCACAAACGUGUGUAUAAGCCUGAAGAAUAUCCGCUUGCGCAACCAUUCAUGAAAUCUUCUUUAAAGUCUUCAUUUAGUGAACUUGCUCUGCAUUUCUCGGGUUUCAAGGGAAUAGACGUUGUUCAUUUAAGGAAACUUGUCGAACUUCUCGGUGCUCGCUACUUCGAAUAUUUCGGUGCUCAGCGCAGUUUGCUAGUCGUGAACACUUUUGAAUCCUUCGGUUCCAAAACUCUGCUAAAAAUGAAUCAUGCGGUCAAAUGGCAAGUAAGGGUCGUAGGAAUUCCAUGGCUGUGGGAAGUGCUAAAAAGAGGAACUUUUAUACCCGAUGUGGCCUCUUGGGCACUAGACAAAAAGGGUGACCAAAAAAUUAAAAGAUUUCAAGACCCCAAUAAAAAAGACAGGCGUGUGUCUAAUCCAGGUUCUAUUUUUGAACUGGAUCCCUCAAAAGGCAAUACUCAAGAUACACCUAACAAAUCACUAGACUUCUCCGAUAUCCAGAACCCAAGACGGUCAUUAAAGAGUCAGACGAUUCGCGUUGUUCACAAAGAAGAACCUUUAAAACGAUCUAAGACUGCACCGACGCAAUUUGGCGAUGUCUCCAUAUUUCACGAAGAAAUGUCCUUGCAUUCUGAGCCUGGAACACCACAGGACGAGGUUUCUUACAUUGAUCCACAGGCACACAAAAUUAAACAGCAUCUGCUGAAAGAACUCAAUAGAGACAGUACAGAUGAAGCUCUCCCACUUUCGGCAACACCCAUAAUGGACGAGAACAAUGAAUCGCUUCUUGUUACGGAAAAGCGGCGCUCUUUGCGCGGUUCACGCUGAGUACAAUUGGCCCUACUUCGUCUGUUUCCCUGUAUAAUAUCUCUACACCCCAGUUUGAAUUAGUUACCAAAAGUCAAUGAACCUAUUUUUUAUUCCAAUAACUCAAAUCCAACAUAGUUGAUUAUUUCAACUUUCCAAAAAGCUCUAAAGCCAAAUUUCUACCAAGUUAGUAAUCGAACAAAUAACGAGUAAUUAAAGUAACAUACUCUUUCUC